Messenger RNA from Polyodon spathula (Mississippi paddlefish), 1286 nucleotides. Its product is annotated as zona pellucida sperm-binding protein 3-like. NCBI's taxonomy places the organism in Eukaryota, Metazoa, Chordata, Actinopteri, Acipenseriformes, Polyodontidae. Gene Ontology annotation, molecular function: acrosin binding. The coding region runs from base 56 to 1234 and encodes 392 amino acids. Gene Ontology annotation, cellular component: extracellular matrix. Gene Ontology annotation, biological process: egg coat formation; positive regulation of acrosome reaction; binding of sperm to zona pellucida. The transcript has 10 exons. The record is from RefSeq and is a predicted model, not a curated record.
CGUCACACCUGUGUCAGUGGUCCACUCAGUGUUAAUUGCCAAAGGACUCUAAUUAAUGUCGCUAGAAAACCACCUGGACGGUAGUGUUUGCUGUGAGUACAGCCUGCGGCGUGGACUCGGUGGCUGUGAGGGUGUUGUUGGUUUAUUUUCGACCGGCGUUACCUCUGGACCCGAGUGGCCUCCUGCUGGGAACCUGCCCUCCAUCCAGCAGCAGCGCCGCACUGACAUUUAUCCAUGCCUUGCCCAGGUUACUACCAACCUUACCAGUUACAUGAAUGUGCUGACCUACAAGCCCACCCAGGGUGGCUUCUACCAGACUUCCUUCAGUCAGGCUAUUGUGUGCACCUAUACCAGACCUGCUGGCUGGACUCCUCCAGUGUAUAACCCUGCACUCGGGGAUGCCGCUGGGUUUGGGAAGCUGGAGUUUACCAUGGGGAUUAUGAAUGAUGACUUCUCAGCCCCACGCACCUCCAGUCUAUUCUUCCUGGGGUCCCCCAUCAACAUUGCAGCUGCAGUGAAGCAGCAAUUCCACAUGCCACUGAUGGUCUACAUGGAAGCGUGUGUUGCUGCAAGCACUCCAGAGCUGAGCCCUUCAAGCCAGACCUACCCGCUCAUCACCAACCAUGGAUGCUUUGUAGAUGGACAGACUGGUAACUCCAGGUUUCUGCCAAGAGUCCAGACCUCUGAGAUCCGUCUGGUUGUCCAGGCCUUCAAGUUUACACAAUGGAAUACAGAUGUCUACAUCCAUUGCCGGUUACUGGCCUGGGACCCUGCCCAGCUCAGUGACCCCACCAAGAAAGCCUGUUCAUUCAACCAGAGAACCAGGAGCUGGGAGCUCCUGGAUAACCCUGGUCGGAGCUCUGUGUGCAGCUGCUGUACCUCCAACUGCAGUCUGAGGAAGAGGAGGGACACAGCUGAGGAAGGGCUGAGACACACUGCAGUGCUGGGACCCCUGAGGAUCCUUCCUGAGGAGCUGUCUGCUGGAAGCGAGGAAUUCUACCAGAGGAGCCCUGCUCUGUCACUGGAGGAGCCCCAGCAGGUUCUGGCCUGGCUGCCUGUCCUGGCUGCUCCCCUGCUGCUUAUGGCUCUCCUGGGAUCUCUGGCUAUUAUGUGCAUGUGGUAUCGUCGUGGACUGUGCUCCAAGUCCAGCAGUGAGCUUCUCAUUCCUGCCCCCACUGAAAUGCACACAGCAGUUGGCGCUGUUUCCAGCAGCACUACAGCACAGCAAUUCUGAUUUCUUGUAUGUUGUAAAAUAAAAAUGACUACAUAAAGAACCUCCUGGUCUG